AUGAAGUAUUUAGUAAUGUAUUAUUUAGGUUAUUAAUAUUUUGGAUUGAAAUAAAAAAUUAAGUUAUAGAUUUUUUUAGAAAGAAUUGUAUAUUAGUGAUAGAUAAUAAUUUAAUGAAACAUCUUGUAGUUUUGAAUAUUAAAUCUAAGUAAUGUAAUAGUGAUUGUCAAUUGUUCAAAUAGUUUUGGGUAAUAAUAAAUUUAAAUAUAAAGUUAGAGAAUGGGAUUUGAAAUUAAUCAAAUUACAAAGAUGGAAAGAAUAAUCUAUGAAUGUAGGACAUGUUUGAUUUUUAAUUUAAUGAUAUUUAAAAUGGGAUAAAUUAAUAUUAAUAUGAGAAUGUGGAAGAUGCAGUAUAAAAUUUGUAUUUUUGAAAGUAUUCUUAUUUGUUUAACACAUUUUUUUUAAUGUGAAAAAAUGCUUUAAUUUAAUACAUAUAUCAGAUUAAAUGCAAGCUGAAAAUGACCAUCAAUAAGAGAGUUCGAAUAACAUGAAUAAUCAUCGUUAAAAAUCUUCAUAUGUAUGAAGAAUUCUAAAUAUCAUAUCAGUUAAUAAGAUAGAGACGAAAAAUUUAUGAUGACAAUGACUUUAGGGAGGUUGUCAAAAAUUUUUACAAUUUAGUCUCGGAGAUGAAUAGAGGUUAAUAAUCCGUUUAGGCAUUAUUAGUAAAGAAAAUAGGAAAAGCUCCUAUACGUAAAUAGCCUCAAUAAUUGAAAUAAAGAAAUACAAACAAAAAUAAGUAAGCAACAAAAGAACUUCCUUAUUGUAAAAGAGAGAUGCAUUAUGGGCCUGAUUAAUAGGCUAAAUAAUACUUUAAUUCUUGUUUCAGUCAUUAAAUAAUGAGUCAUUUAUUACCAAAUUUUGAUCAACCAUCUGGAAAAUAAGCAGCUUUCUUUAAUGAUAAACCUGCACCUCAUCUCUAAUUUAAACGAAAUCAAAUUCACAUUUAAACAGCUUAUUAAAUAUAUAUAAAGAAGUUUGAUUCUAGUUAAGUUGAGAAUUAGGAUCCCACAUCAAUAGCUAGAAAAGUUAUGAAUUCCAACUUUAAUUCCAAAGUAAAAAUUCAUUAAAGAACCAGACCCAAUACUAAGAAGAGGAGAAAGAGAGUGAUAGAUCAGAUAAAUUAAAUAAGUCUUAUGAAGAUGGCAAAAAUAAGCCUUUAAAAGAAUUAGUUCGAGAAUUUUAGAGUGAUUAAUGAUUUUAAAAUAAAACAUCCAAAAAAAAG
Paramecium sonneborni is the source of this 1222-nucleotide messenger RNA. The record is from the annotation of a GenBank genome assembly. NCBI's taxonomy places the organism in Eukaryota, Ciliophora, Oligohymenophorea, Peniculida, Parameciidae.